Molecule: messenger RNA, 5346 nt
Organism: Helianthus annuus (common sunflower)
Lineage: Eukaryota; Viridiplantae; Streptophyta; Magnoliopsida; Asterales; Asteraceae
Product: myosin-17
Exons: 35
Coding region: 320-4915 (1531 amino acids)
Biological process (GO): vesicle transport along actin filament; actin filament organization
Cellular component (GO): myosin complex; actin cytoskeleton; vesicle
Molecular function (GO): ATP binding; microfilament motor activity; actin filament binding
Source: RefSeq, a predicted model, not a curated record
GCUUCUUCAUAUGUGUGGACUUCCUUCUAGAGAGAGAAAGUUUUAGAGCGAGAAACCCCACAGCACAUAUUGCUUUGCUGUUUGUACAAUAUACAAAUACAUACAUACACAUAUAGAUACAAAUUCUUACGUCAUUCCAGAGGUAGAAAGAAACAUUCCAAAAAGUUGAUCAUCACCAAAAUCUUUGUGAUUUAAUCUUUGGGGUUCUUGUUCUUCAUCUUAUUAUUGUUAAUAUCGAUCUGGGUCAGCGACGACUGCUUUGUGGGUUCUGUAUUUCAUUGAUGAGAAGAAGAUCCAUAGGGCUUUCUAAUCAUCUUUGAUGGCGGCACCGGUUAAUAUUAUUGUGGGUUCACACGUUUGGGUUGAAGAUCGCGCUUUAGCAUGGAUUGACGGGGAAGUGACCCGAGUUAACGGGCAAGAGCUUCAUGUACAUACCACAAAGGGAAAGACUAUUGUUACGAAUGUCUCGAAAGUGUUCCCAAAAGAUACCGAAGCUCCUCCUGGAGGUGUAGACGACAUGACACGUCUUUCAUAUCUACAUGAACCGGGAGUGUUACAAAAUUUGGCAACCAGAUAUGAACUUAAUGAGAUUUACACAUAUACCGGAAAUAUUUUAAUUGCUAUAAAUCCAUUUCAAAGAUUGCCUCAUUUGUACGAUACACACAUGAUGGAACAAUAUAAAGGAGCCGGAUUCGGAGAACUUAGUCCCCAUGUUUUUGCCGUAGCAGAUGUCGCAUACCGGGCGAUGAUUAACGAAGGAAAAAGUAAUUCAAUCUUGGUCAGUGGAGAAAGUGGUGCCGGUAAAACCGAAACAACAAAGAUGCUCAUGAGAUAUCUUGCGUAUUUAGGGGGGCGAUCUGGUGUGGAAGGACGCACAGUUGAACAACAAGUUCUCGAAUCAAAUCCUGUACUCGAAGCAUUUGGGAACGCAAAAACUGUCAGGAACAACAACUCAAGUCGGUUUGGUAAAUUCGUUGAGAUACAGUUUGAUAAAAGUGGGAGGAUAUCGGGGGCGGCUAUUAGAACUUAUCUGCUUGAGAGAUCGCGUGUUUGUCAGAUAUCUGAUCCCGAAAGAAACUACCAUUGUUUUUAUCUUCUUUGUGCUGCACCACCUGAGGAUAGAGAAAAGUUUAAAUUGGAAAGUCCACAGUCAUACCAUUACUUAAAUCAGUCAAAAUCAUUUGAGCUCGAGGGUGUAAGUGAUGCACAUGAAUAUCUUGCUACAAGAAGAGCAAUGGACAUUGUUGGAAUCAGUGAGGAAGAACAGGAUGCAAUAUUUAGGGUUGUAGCUGCGAUUCUUCAUCUUGGUAAUAUUGAGUUUGCAAAAGGAGAGGAGAUCGACUCUUCGGUGCUUAAAGACGGGAAAUCUCGGUUUCAUUUGAAUGUGACAGCUGAAUUGCUUAUGUGUGAUGCUAAGAGUUUAGAGGAUGCAUUGAUUAAACGUGUAAUGGUGACACCCGAAGAAGUUAUUACAAGAACUCUUGAUCCUGAAGCCGCACUCGGUAGUAGGGAUGCUUUAGCUAAAACAAUCUACUCUCGUUUGUUUGAUUGGAUUGUGGAGAAAAUAAACAAUUCGAUCGGGCAGGAUCCGAACUCAAAAUCACUAAUUGGUGUUCUUGAUAUAUACGGGUUUGAAAGUUUUAAGCAUAACAGUUUUGAGCAGUUUUGUAUAAACUUCACAAAUGAAAAACUGCAACAACAUUUCAACCAGCACGUGUUUAAAAUGGAGCAAGAAGAGUAUACCAAGGAAGCGAUAAAUUGGAGCUAUAUAGAGUUUGUUGAUAAUCAAGAUGUUUUGGAUCUUAUCGAGAAGAAACCUGGAGGAAUCAUCUCACUUCUCGAUGAAGCCUGCAUGUUCCCAAAGUCUACUCAUGAAACCUUUGCUCAGAAGCUGUACCAGACAUUUCCGAAAAACAAACGGUUCAUCAAACCGAAGCUUUCUCGCACUAGUUUUACGAUAGCUCAUUAUGCAGGGGAGGUGAUAUAUUUAGCUGAUCAGUUUCUUGACAAAAACAAGGAUUAUGUGGUGGCUGAGCAUCAAGAUUUAUUAACCGCCUCGAAAUGCCCCUUCGUUGUUGGUUUAUUUCCUCCGCUUCCUGUAGAAUCAUCCAAAUCUUCCAAAUUUUCCUCCAUUGGUUCGCGAUUUAAGUUGCAACUUCAGUCUCUAAUGGAAACGUUGAGCACAACCGAACCUCAUUACAUUCGAUGUGUGAAACCGAACAAUGUUCUCAAGCCUGCUAUUUUUGAAAACCUAAAUAUUAUCCAACAAUUACGAUGUGGUGGUGUUCUUGAGGCAAUCAGGAUCAGUUGUGCUGGUUAUCCCACCAGGCGAACGUUUGAUGAGUUUCUUCUUCGUUUUGGUGUUCUUUAUCCUGAUGUUCUUGACGGAAAAUAUGAUGAGAAGGUUGCAUGCCAGAUGCUAUUGGAUAAAAUGGGGUUAAAAGGCUACCAGAUCGGGAAAACAAAGGUGUUUUUACGUGCUGGUCAAAUGGCUGAGCUGGAUGCGAGAAGGGCUGAGGUUCUUGGAAAUGCAGCUAGAAUCAUUCAAAGGCAAAUGCGUACUUAUAUUGCACGCAAGGAGUAUAUUUCCAUACGCAAAGCUGCUAUUCAGUUGCAGGCUUGCUGGCGAGCUUUAUCUGCUUGCAAGCAAUUUGAAUUAUUAAGAAGAGAAGCAGCAGCAGUGAAGAUUCAAAAAGAUUUCCGUUGUUUUGUUGCUAGCAAAUCGUAUCAAACACUUAGGGCAUCUACAAUUAAUUUACAAACGGGAUUACGAGCAAUGACUGCUAGAGAUGAGUUCAGACACCGAAAGCAAACUAAAGCAGCAAUUUUUAUACAGGCUCACUACCGUUGUCACAAAGAUUGUUCUUACUACAAGAGUCUUCAAAAGGCUACGUUAUAUACUCAGUGCUGUUGGAGACGUAGAGUUGCAAGAAAAGAGCUUCGGGCGCUUAAGAUGGCUGCAAGGGAGACCGGGGCCCUCAAAGAGGCGAAAGACAAAUUAGAAAAGCGCGUGGAAGAACUUACGUGGCGUUUGCAGUUAGAGAAACGGCUAAGGACUGAAUUAGAAGAGACAAAAGGUCAAGAAACCGCAAAGUUGCAGGAUGCGUUACGUCUGAUGCAAGUUCAAAUAGAGGAAGCAAAUGCUAAAGUAAUUAAAGAGCGUGAGGCAGCACGUAAAGCUAUCGAAGAAGCACCGCCAGUUGUUAAGGAGACACCUGUCAUAAUUCAAGACACUGAAAAGAUCGACGCCUUAACCGCUGAGGUUGGAAGUUUAAAGGCGUUGCUGUUGAAUCAAAAACAAGAAGUAGACGAGGCUAGAAAGUCUUUGAUAGAAGCUGAUGCAAGGAAUGCUGAUUUAAUGAAAAAGUUUGAAGAUGCUGAGAAACGAGCGGAACAACUUCAAGAAUCUAAUCAAAGGCUUGAAGAAAAGCUAUCGAAUAUGGAAUCCGAGAAUCAAGUACUUCGCCAGCAAGCACUGACCAUGUCACCAACCGGAAAAUCCAUAUCUGCAAGACCAAGAACGUUGAUUAUUCAGAGAACGCCAGAGAAUGGAAACGUUCAAAAUGGAGAAACAAGGGUGGCUACACCUGAGACAACACAUGUUCUGGCAAAUUCAAGAGAGCCGGAGUCAGAGGAGAAACCACAAAAGUCUCUUAAUGAAAAACAACAAGAGAAUCAAGAUCUACUUAUCAAGUGUAUCACACAAGAUCUCGGUUUUUCAAGUGGCAAACCGGUUGCUGCUCUUUUGAUAUACAAAAGUCUUCUCCAUUGGAGGUCAUUUGAAGUUGAAAGAACUACGGUGUUUGACCGUAUAAUCCAAACCAUUGCUUCAGCUAUAGAGGUCCAGGAUAGUAACGAUGUGCUAGGCUAUUGGUUAUGUAACACAUCGACGUUACUUACGCUACUUCAACACACACUUAAAGCAAGUGGGGCCGCUCAUAUGACCCCACAAAGGCGGCGAUCAUCAUCCGCCUCACUCUUUGGAAGGAUGUCACAAGGGUUACGGGCAUCUCCUCAGACCGCAGGCCUUUCGUUUCUUAACGGUCGAGUGCUUGGUAGACUUGACGAUCUACGCCAGGUGGAAGCCAAAUAUCCAGCUUUGUUGUUUAAACAACAGCUUACUGCAUUCCUCGAGAAGAUGUACGGAAUGAUACGUGAUAAUUUGAAGAAAGAAAUAUCUCCAUUGCUUGGAUUAUGUAUCCAGGCUCCAAGGACAUCUCGUGCAAGUUUAGUUAAAGGGCGUUCACAAGCUAAUGCAGUUGCUCAACAAGCGUUAAUUGCUCAUUGGCAGAGUAUCGUCAAAAGCCUUGAUAAUUACUUGAAGACAAUGAAAGCAAAUUUUGUGCCUCCAUUUUUGGUGCGCAAAGUAUUCACACAGAUAUUCUCGUUUAUCAACGUUCAGCUAUUUAACAGUCUUCUAUUGAGACGAGAGUGCUGCUCGUUCAGUAACGGUGAAUACGUAAAAUCAGGGUUGGCUGAACUUGAACAAUGGUGUUGUUAUGCAACUGAGGAAUAUGCAGGCACUGCGUGGGACGAGUUGAAGCAUAUUAGACAAGCUGUUGGAUUUUUGGUUAUUCAUCAAAAGCCCAAGAAAACUUUGAAUGAAAUAACCAAUGAACUUUGUCCUGUGCUUAGCAUACAACAACUAUACAGAAUUAGCACCAUGUAUUGGGAUGACAAAUAUGGUACACAUAGUGUUUCUUCAGAAGUCAUUUCAAGUAUGAGAGUUAUGAUGACAGAGGACUCGAACAAUGCUGUUAGCAGUUCGUUUUUGUUAGAUGAUGACUCCAGCAUACCGUUCUCUGUGGACGAUAUAUCCAAAUCUAUGCCGCAAGUUGAAAUAGGGGACGUUGAACCACCACCGUUGAUUCGUGAAAACUCGGGUUUUGUGUUUCUACAUCAACGGACCGAAUGAAAAGAUGAGACGUCCCUUUUUUGAUGUCUUUAUGGCUGCAUGCCUGUGAAUACCGUUUCUUUUUUAUUGUAUUUAUUUCGGUGUGCAAUACGUUUUUUUUGUUUUCCCAGGCGGUUGGGGUUUUUAUUAGUGUCUGGGGUUCGAUUUAUUUUGUAUCCGUUUUUAGCCUUUGGGUUGGGUUGGAAAGGGGUGAUUAUUUAUUCAUUAGAUAUGGCAGGCAAUUCAUAAUAUUGCCAAAAGUGUGUGAUGUACUGAUGUUGUUGUUAUUGGUUUUGAAAUUAUUUAUAGUUGCAAAUUGUUAGGUUACAAUUUGCAUUAGUCUCAAAAACUGUAUAGCUUCAUUUUGUAUACUGUAUAUGAUACCCUCUUGUAGAUCAACUUGUGUUGAAUUUAAUUUUCAUAAGGAUAUGACUCUUUUUUUAUUCUGUAAA